AUGGGUGUAGAGGUAGGACAUGUAGAGUAUGCCGACCUGCAGGAGUGCAGAUCAGGCUUUGAUCCGAGGUUUGCCUCGGAUCAUGAAACCAGUACUUUGUUAAAGUUAUUUUUUUUUGCAUAUAAUCUAAUCAAUCUUGAAGCCAUCGAUGUACCGGAUCAGACACAGGCGGGUGAGAGCAUUGAGAUGACAUGUAGUUUUGAAUUAGACAAUGAAAAACUAUAUUCAGUUAAAUGGUACAAAAAUGAUGAGGAAUUUUAUCGUUACGUUCCGGCAGAUUUUCCUCCAGCUCAAUAUCUACCGAUGCCCGGCAUCCGAGUAGAUCUGUCCCGAUCUGGUCCACACACAGUCUUCUUGAAAAACAUUAACUUGAGUUCAGCCGGAAUUUACAGAUGCGAGGUGUCUGCCGAAGCUCCGGAAUUUACUACUAUUGAGGAAUUCAAAGAAAUGAAAGUAUUUGAAUGGUCGGACACACCAAUUGUUGUCGUCCAUUAUUAUCACCACUACUACUACUACUACUAUCUACCAGUGCUUCCGAGUGAAGGGCCAAAGAUUACCGGCAGUAAAGCCAAUUAUAAUGUGGGAAGUCUUGUUGAACUCAACUGUAUAUCAGCUAAAAGCAAACCCGCGGCACUAUUACGUUGGUACAUUAAUGAACAAUCGGCCGACAAUAAGUACGAGUUUGCCUCCAAUACUACCGUUCACUCCAAUGGUUUGGAGACAUCAACACUGGGACUCAGAUUUAUCGUAACUGAGGAGCAUUUUCAAUCAGGAAACAUGAAGUUAAAAUGCACCGCGACCAUCUCUAGGAUGUAUACCAUGUCUAAUGAAGAGCUGUUUGAUGGCAAUAGACAACAACAACAGUAUAGAGAAAAUAGUUACGAAAAAAAUUAUUAUCCACUAUUGAAUCAUCAAGCCACUUCUUCAUCGUCAUCGUUGUUGUUGUGGUCGCCGAUAGUUUUUACAGUAUAUCCGCAACUGUUAUGUACAACAAUAGCACUUCAAUUGCUUUUAUGGCGACAUUUGUAUUCAUAA
Molecule: messenger RNA, 1035 nt
Organism: Oppia nitens
Lineage: Eukaryota; Metazoa; Arthropoda; Arachnida; Sarcoptiformes; Oppiidae
Exons: 15
Coding region: 1-1035 (344 amino acids)
Source: RefSeq, a predicted model, not a curated record